CGCAGGGAGGCACGCCCCCUCCGAGUUGCCAGGAACCGGCAUGGCCGCGGCCUCCCGAGGCGGGGACGCGGGGUGAGCGAGGGGGCUGGGAGGGGACAGGCCGCGGGCGAGCCAGACGGGUCCCGGGGCCUCGAGGCUGUGACUGAGACGCAGAACCAGGGCCUUGUCAAUGUGGGGGAGUUGCUGUCCCCCUGGGGGUGAGCACGAUACUCUGGGCAUGCCUGCAGCACCCUGGGCCCAUGGACCUCAAGGAGAAGCACACGGGCGAGCCCCCCUCGGCCCUGGGCCUGUCCACCAGGAAGGCACUGGGCAUCCUGAAGCAGCAGCUGGAGGCGGUGCUGGACGGGCACCUGAAGGAGCGCAAGAAACGGCUCACAUGGAAGGAGAUGUGGAGGAACAGCUUCUUGCACCAGAGUAACCGCUGCUCAUGUUUCCAUUGGCCGGGCGCCUCGCUCAUGCUGCUGGCCGUUCUGCUACUGCUGGGCUGCUGUGGGGGCCAGCCGGCUGGCAGUCAAGGUGUGGAGCUGGUGAACGCCUGUGCUCUCUUCCUCCUGCUGAUCCUCAACCUCUUCCUCAUCGGGCGCCAAGACCGGCUCAAGCGCAGGGAGGUGGAGCGGCGGCUCCAGGGAAUUAUCGACCAGAUCCGAGAUGCCCUUGGGGACGGCAAGGAGGUCACAUGGCCCAGUGCCAUGUACCCUGAUCUGCACAUGCCCUUUGCGCCGUCCUGGUCCCUGCACUGGGCCUACAGGGACGGCCAUCUAGUCAACCUGCCCGUCAGCCUCCUGGUGGAGGGGGACAUCAUCGCUCUGAGACCUGGCCAGGAGUCCUUUGCCUCCCUCAGGGGCAUCAAGGACGAUGAGCACAUUGUCCUGGAGCCCGGUGACCUGUUCCCGCCCUUCUCGCCGCCACCUUCCCCCCGGGGGGAGGUAAAGAAGGGCCCCCAGAGCCCCCAGCAGCACCGACUCUUCCGAGUGCUCGAGACCCCUGUGAUCAACAACAUCCGGUGGUGUCUGGACACAGCCCUGUCACGCCCUGUCACGGCACUGGACAACGAACGUUUUACAGUGCAGUGGGUGAUGCUGCAUUACGCGGUCCCAGUAGUCCUGACCGGCUUCCUCCUCACCAAUGCUCUGCGCUUCAUGCUCGGGGCCCCGGGGGUCACCUCCUGGAAGUAUACACUCCUCCAGCUGCAGGUGAAUGGCGCAUUGCCCAUCCUCCCACUCCUCUUCCCAGUGCUCUGGGUCCUGACCACGGCCUGCGGGGAGGCCCGAGUCCUUGCGCAGAUGAGCAGGGCUUGCCCCAGCUCCCUGCUGGCCAAGUUCUCAGAGGACACUCUCAGCAGCUACACCGAAGCUGGCUCCACCCAGGAAAUGCUGCACUGCAUCUGGGGCCAUUUCCUGCGCGUGGUCCAGGGCACAUCGCCCACGCUCAGCCACAGCUCCAGCCUCCUACACAGCCUGGGCUCUGUCACGGUACUGUGUUGUGUGGACAAGCAGGGGGUCCUGUCCUGGCCCAACCCAAGCCCUGAGACGGUGCUGUUCUUCAGUGGAAAGGUGGAGCCCCCCCACAGCAGCCAUGAGGACCUCACUGAGGACCUGUCCAGCCGCUCCUUUUGCCACCCUGACAUCGCAGAGGAGCCCCACGAGCGAGAUGCCCUCCUGACAGGCCCACUGAACACCACCUUCGACCUCACCAACGAGCAGGAACAUGGGGACUGGCCCAGUGACGGGCCCAAGGCCCCCGAAACACACAGCCAACACAAAGCACAUGGCUGCAGUGCCAACGCUGGCUUCAGCAGGGACAGCGAGGGGGCUGAGGAGGGGCUCAGGAAGAGCUUGCCGGCGCUGGAGGGCCCAGCCUUGGAGGCAGAAGAUUUGGUGUGCGACUACCGGCUGGAGAUGCUGAGCCUGUCCCAGGACCAGCAGAACCCCUCGUGCAUUCAGUUCGACGACUCCAAUUGGCAGUUGCACCUCACCUCGCUCAAGCCGCUGGGCCUUAACGUGCUGCUGAACCUGUGCAGUGCGGGCGUCACUGAGCGCCUGUGCCGCUUCUCCGACCACCUGUGCAACAUCGCGCUGCAGGAGAGUCACCGUGCCGUGCGGCCCGUGCAAGUGCCCUGGGGCCUCUGCGAGCUGGCACGCCUCAUCGGCUUCACACCCGGCGCCAAGGAGCUCUUCAAACAUGAGAAUCACCUGGCGCUAUACCGGCUGCCCAGCGCCGAGUCAGUGAAGGAGACGUCGCUGGGUCGGUUGUCCUGUGCCACCAAGCGGCGGCCCCCUCUCAGCCACAUGAUCAGCCUCUUCAUCAAGGACACCACGACCAGCACUGAACAGAUGUUGUCCCAUGGGACGGCUGAUGUGGUCCUGGAGGCCUGCACAGACUUCUGGGACGGGGCUGACAUCUAUCCACUUUCUGGUUCUGACAGAAAGAAGGUGUUGGACUUCUACCAGCGAGCCUGCCUUUCCGGCUACUGCUCUGCCUUUGCGUAUAAGCCCAUGACCUGCACCUUGUCCUCGCAGCUCAAUGGCAAGUGCAUUGAGCUGGUGCAAGCGCCCGGCCAUGCCAGCAUCUUCACCACCUGUGAGCUGCCCAGCACCAUCCCCCUCAAACUGGGUGGACGCCGCAGCAGCUGGAGCUCUGACGAAGGGAUCGGGGAGGUGCUGGAGAAGGAAGACUGCAUGCAGGCCCUGAGUGGGCAGAUCUUCAUGGGCAUGGUGUCCUCCCAGUAUCAGGCUCGGCUGGACAUUGUUCGUCUCAUCGACGGGCUGGUCAAUGCCUGCAUCCGCUUCGUCUACUUCUCCCUGGAGGACGAGCUCAAAAGCAAGGUAUUUGCAGAAAAGAUGGGGCUGGAGACCGGCUGGAACUGUCACAUCUCCUUGACACCCAAUGGGGACCUGCCGGGUUCUGAGAUCCCACCCUCCAGCCCCAGCCAUGCCGGUUCCCUUCAUGAUGAUGUGAAUCAGGUGUCCCGAGAUGACAUGGAGGGACUCCUGCUCAUGGAGGAAGAGGGGCACUCAGACCUCAUUAGCUUCCAGCCCACGGACAGUGACCUCCCCAGCUUCCUGGAGGACUGUAACCGGGCCAAGCUGCCCCGGGGCAUCCACCAGGUGCGACCUCACCUACAGAGCAUCGACAAUGUGCCCCUGCUGGUGCCCCUUUUUACUGACUGCACCCCCGAAACCAUGUGUGAGAUGAUCAAGAUUAUGCAGGAGUACGGGGAGGUCACGUGCUGUCUGGGCAGCUCCGCCAACCUGCGGAACAGUUGCCUCUUCCUGCAGAGUGACCUCAGUAUUGCUCUGGACCCCCUGUACCCGUCCCGCUGUUCCUGGGAGACCUUUGGCUAUGCCGCCAGCACCAGCAUGGCCCAGGCCUCCGAGGGCCUCUCCCCGCUACGGCUCUCGGGCCAGCUCAACAGCCUGGGUUGUUCCCUGACCUUCCGCCAGGAAGAGACCAUCAGCAUCAUUCGGCUCAUCGAGCAGGCUCGCCACGCUACCUACGGCAUCCGCAAGUGCUUCCUCUUCCUGCUGCAGUGCCAGCUGAUGCUUGUGGUCAUCCAGUUCCUUGCCUGCCUGGUGCAACUACCUCCCAUCCUCAGCACAACCGACAUCCUGUGGCUGUCCUGUUUCUGCUUCCCACUGCUCAGCAUCUCCCUGCUGGGGAAGCCCCCGCACAGCUCCAUUAUGUCCAUGGCGACAGGGAAAAACCUUCACUCCAUCCCCAAGAAGACCCAGCACUACUUCCUGCUCUGCUUCCUGCUCAAGUUCAGCCUCCCGGUGGGCUCGUGCCUGGUCUGCUUUGGCUUCACACUGCAGAGCUUCUGCGACAGCGCCCGGGCCCGCCACCUCACCAACUGUUCCUCCAUCAUGCUGAGCAGCGAAGCGGACACGGCUCCGGCCUGGUUUAACGACUUUGCCAACGGGCUACUGUCGGCCCAGAAGCUGGCGGCGGCGCUGAUCGUCCUGCACACUGUCUUCAUCUCUAUCACCCACGUGCACCGCACCAAGCCCCUGUGGCGGAAGAGCCCCCUGACCAACCUGUGGUGGGCACUGACAGUGCCAGUGGUGCUGCUCGGGCAGCUGGCCCAGACAGCAGUGGAUCUGCAGCUGUGGACGCACAGGGCCAGCCCUGUGCACUUUGGCCCGGAGGAUGUGCCUUUGCUGACGUGGCUCCUGGGCUGCCUGUCCCUGGUGCUUGUGGUGGUCACCAACGAGAUUGUCAAACUGCAUGAGAUCCGGGUCCGGGUCCGCUACCAGAAGCGUCAGAAGCUGCAGUUUGAGACCAAGCUGGGCAUGAACUCUCCCUUCUGAGCUGCCCUACCCGCCCAGGGAGUUGGUAUCAUGAAUGUUUCAGGGCUCAGGGGUCCAUGUGCCUCAUGGGGACACUUUGGGUCUCCUCCCCUUCUGACUAGGGGCCUGGGCCCAUCAGAGUGCCCCAACUUUGCUUUUGUAACUGCGUAUCUAUGGGCUUCUGAGAACCUCAAGGGCCCAGUAUAUGAGCCUUUCCCAGCAGCAGCUGAGGCCAGCUUGUGCACUUGAGGCCAUGCCAGAGGUUAGGGUGCUGUUGGUGUCUCAUACCCUGUACCCUCUCUUCCUAGGGCCUGGACCCAGGGGGGGCUAAGCACAGCUCCCCCUCACGCUGAGACCGGAAGAUGAGCCCUCGUGGCCUCAGCCAGUACCACUCACGUUGGCCAUCAGAGUGGGUCUUGGGGACCUGGCCCAAGUGGGGUCUUCCACCUCCCCUCCCCGUCCCCAGUUCUCUUGUGUGAAAGUUUUUACUCUGCGUAUUUUGUACUGGAAAUGAGCCUUUUGGAACGAAUGCAGACUGGUUUGUUUGUAUUAAAACUUGUAAAUUGCUGGAGAAAAAA
This is a messenger RNA of Suncus etruscus (white-toothed pygmy shrew), 4864 nucleotides long. RefSeq names its product transmembrane protein 94 (gene TMEM94). The coding region runs from base 240 to 4307 and encodes 1355 amino acids. The record is from RefSeq and is a predicted model, not a curated record. NCBI's taxonomy places the organism in Eukaryota, Metazoa, Chordata, Mammalia, Eulipotyphla, Soricidae. The transcript has 32 exons.